AUGGCUUCCAAAACGAGAGCCCUCAACGCCGCUCAUGCUGCGGGAAUAUUUGCAGACAUGACCCUCGACGGCCCCGAGAUUGGCACCCUCGUCGCCGUGGUGGACAGGGCAAAAAACCUGCCGAAUCGAAAGACCAUGGGCAAACAAGACCCUUACUGUGCCAUGAGGCUCGGGAAAGAAGCCAAAAAGACGGAAACUGAUAAAAGAGGGGGACAAACACCCAGAUGGGACCAAGAACUCCGAUUCACUGUCCACGACUCCCCUGACUAUUACAAAUUGAAAUGUUCUGUCUUCAACGACGACAAGAAGACCGAUCUCAUCGGCGAAGCUUGGAUAGAUCUCACACAGGUCAUCAUCCCCGGCGGUGGACAAAGUGACCAGUGGCGUCAAUUGAACUUCAAGGGGAAAUAUGCAGGUGACAUCCGGAUUGAGCUGACAUAUUAUGACACAAGACCAAAGCCGGAAUCUCUAGGAGAGAAGCAGAAACAAAGAGACAAAUCUCAUACCAUAGUCAGUGACGCUUCAAGCAUUCCUUCUGGCUCUCGCCAACUCGGUCCCCGUGAGAUCAAGAGGAGACCUCUUCCACUUGGUCCUGGUGGGCAUUCAGGUGUUUCCACCGCUGGAAGUGUCGAGCGAUGGUCUCGGGAAGAGUCGCCAGAUGCAUUUCCGGGCUAUGGGUAUACGAAUAGCAACCCUCCGCCGCGUCCACCAAAACAACGAUUUGUUCCCGAGACUCCAGACGAUGUUGGAUAUUCUCUCAACCCUCGAUUCGGCCCUGACCCUGACGAACUGCUCCAGGGCUCCGGCUCACCUUACCAGCAGAGCCAAUCCUCUGAUAAGUACUACAACAAUCACAACGACCCUAUGGCGGGGUACGGGGAGCAAGACGCUUAUGCGGUGGAUUCCUACCAGCAACCAGGACUUUUGUCGCAAACCCAAAUAUCACAGGCUGUACCAGGCCCACCACCACCACCGGACCAUCAUUCCUCGUCGGCACCACACUCGCCAUACGAUAUGCUGGAUCAAGCCCCGUAUCAUUCCUCUCCGCCCCGAAUGACGCCCCAGGGUACGCCACCAGGAAUGCAGAGCCAGCAGUGGAACGGCAGGGGCAGCGCGUCUCCCACCAAAUAUGCCACUUACCGGGACAGUCCACUCCGCCAAUCUAUCAAUCCAAAUGAUAUGCCUGGAGUCGCUCCGAUGUACUCCGAUCCACGGUUCGAUGAAGAUGGAUCACCUCCGCCACCUCCUGCUCACCGAGGUACGAUGACGAGAGUGCCGGCAUCGUCGUUGAGUUAUAAAGACUCGUAUGGAGAACCUUCACCCCACACACCUGUCAAAAUGAAAAGCCUCGAAGGCAGGAGCCCUCUUCAGAGGCUCGAGCGUGACUAUGAUCCAUUCCAAGCGGGCCCUUCGCAAGAAAUACAACAUCAUAUUCCCUCGCCGCAAUCCUAUGAGCCAAGUCCGCCGCCAGCAAUGGACCUCGAUCGAUAUCCCUUGUUCCCAUCUGAUAAGCGAAAAUCCUACAACGGUGAUAUACAUCAACUUCAACCAAUCUCUAGCGAAAGUGGCAUGCCAGCUCCUGAACAGAGUCGCGAUCCCAAUUUCGACCAACAACGCGAAGGUGAAAAUUUCCAAGAGCAUUUCCGGCGAUCAGUAGGUAACGAACCUCUGCGGCGGGCACAAACAUUCGACAACUUUGAAUUGCAGGAUGAUAGACACGUCCGGAGAUCUGCUCCGGUGGUCAUUCGCCCCCGGCCAAUCACCCCUAAUUCUAACCACAGUAUCCCCCGGAAGUCCAUUACCCCAACGUUCCCAAACAGCGAUGAUCGCAACCAGAUAUCCAGUGUUCCAUUUGGGCCUGGAUCGUACGAUGUGUUGAAUCCCGCCACUGGAUCAACACCAGUUGACGUUGCAUUCAAUUGCCCAGAAGAUUCGGUAGAGAUGGCUCGACAGAAAGCGGCCGACAAACUUAGGGAUCAAGGCCCAAUUAUCGGGAAUGAUGGCCGAGUGAUUGAUCCCUCGGACCAUCUCCCUUCUGAUACAUGGGCGCCCGAACCUGAAAGAAAACAGCGAAAACCAGAGCAUGUCAUUAGGAUCCGCACAAGAGAGGAAGUCCGGGCGCACAAUCGUACAGGAUCAUCGCCCGCCUCAGCUCGGCCACACUCGAUUGCAGCGUCGCCUUAUCAAGGCUCUCCAAAUGCUCCAAUGUCUUCAUCGUAUCAGACAUCGACCCCUCCAUCCACGGCUCCCGCUUCCCCUCAAGUCGAAACUCCCAGUGGCCGAAACAGGCUGCGGAAACAGAUGCCAAACCGACCUCUCCCGACUCAACCAUACCCGAUCUCUCAGGCAGGCCCUGUUGCUCAAAAUGGCGCCUCAAGUGAGCGGGCUAGUCCCUCGAACCAGCGGUAUACGAUUCACUCUUCUCCUGGAAGCGGUUCACUUCAGCGAUCUCCAGCACCGGAAUACCAGGCUCCGUCUGCGAGCAGUUACAGUCCCCAUGGUGGAUACGGACCACCACCGGGACCUCAAUAUCAACUAGAAUAUUCUCCUUUGCCCGCAAAUCCGCCUAUGGGAGGGUCACUGCCGGAGAGUGGCGGGUACGGCGGUGGCCCGUCAUAUGAUGGAGAGAGUUCGCUGGCGCUGGAAUUGAGCAGGAUUGACAUCGGGCCGUCGAGGAUGCCCCGGACGGCAUUACGACCCCAGAAAGCAUACGGCGCGUAUUAG
Messenger RNA from Fonsecaea pedrosoi CBS 271.37, 2724 nucleotides. RefSeq lists its product as uncharacterized. The transcript is spliced from 2 exons. The coding region runs from base 1 to 2724 and encodes 907 amino acids. NCBI's taxonomy places the organism in Eukaryota, Fungi, Ascomycota, Eurotiomycetes, Chaetothyriales, Herpotrichiellaceae. The record is from RefSeq and is a predicted model, not a curated record.